UGUCUGUCUGUCUGUCUGUCUGUGUUACAUUCUGAGACCCAGCCUAGCAAGAAGAGAUGUGGUUACUCUUGUGCAGUUGCAAUCAUUUUGAAACGUGUCUUGUUUAGAUGUCCUGAUGGCAAAAGCCCUGCAAACUAUGAUCAGGGAAAAUAUCUCCGAUAAAUGUCAUUUCAAAUUUUGGACGUGCAUAAUUCUGUUUACAUCUAGUAGGCUCUCAAAACUGUAUCAUCUCUGUCCAAAUUUCCAUUGCCUGAUGUGUCAGUUAAACGGUCAGCCAUAAAUGUGAGAAACGCAUAGUUGAAAGCCAGUAUCGAUAAAUGCGGCUUCCACGAAGAUCAGGUUUUAAAACGUUACACAUAACCUUGAAGAGUGAAAUAUUUAUAAGGCAUAUGUUGCAAAGGGAUAUUCAACUCAAAUACGUGGAUGUAAAAGCGCCAUUGCUGGAAAAUGGCUACGUCCGCUCCUGUCACAAAACUAUCUGCAGCUGUGUUAGGUUUAACAGUAGGGUUUUCGUUGGCGUCCAUUUUUGUUGUGUUCUUUACAAUGGAACAUUCCGACUUUCAUUUCGUCUCGUCUAUUAUUAACUCUGAACAUCCACAAGCUGUUCAUUCAAGGGGGAUGCACAAUCUAUCCAAUGGCCUCAAUGAAGGAUUUCAGAAGUCGUUGGGACAAUAUUUGUCUGGAAAUAUCAAAUUUGAGGACCUGCAUCUCCAUAAAGAUAAUGAUGCCAUAUCCAAGGCUCUGUAUCAAAAGGAGCGAGUACUGUGCUGGAUUAUGACGUCACCAAAGAACCUGGAUGUUAAAGCACGUGUAGUUCGUGACACGUGGGCUAGGCGCUGCAACAAAGUCCUCUUCAUGAGCUCUGUGACAGAUCCAAAGUUCCCUAUAAUCGGAUUAAACGUGUCGGAAGGGCGGGAGCAUCUGACGGCCAAAACGAUGCAGGCUUUCCGCUACAUCUACGAAAACCACUUUGAUGAUGCUGACUGGUUCAUGAAAGCUGACGAUGACUCAUAUGUUAUUUUAGAAAAUCUCCGAUACUUUCUGACGUCCCAAAACAAAUCCGAACCUGUAUUUUUUGGUCAUCAUUUCAAGACACUUGUCAAACAAGGGUACUACAGUGGCGGAGGAGGGUAUGUGCUGAGUAAGGAGGCGUUGAGGAGAUAUGGGGAGAAGGGUCACGAUCCCAAAGUGUGCAGGCCUGAUGGUGCUGGAGAAGAUGUAGAGUUCGGCAGAUGUAUGGAGAACCUGGGGGUAAGGACAGUCAACACAACAGACGCUCUCGGGAGGAGCAGAUUCCACUGUUUUUGGCCUGAGAAGCAUUUGGCGGGUACAUACCCAGAGUGGUUUUACCAGUACGAUGCAAAUGGUGCUAAGAAGGGUAUAGACAGCAUCUCUGACUACUCCAUAUCCUUCCACUACGUGCCCCCACAGACGAUGUACGAUCUGGAGUUUUACAUCUACCACUUACGACCGUACGGCAUUGUGUCCGGCACUCAGGAGCUUAACAGAAAAGAGAAGGUGAAACCUGGAACCAAGGAGAUCAAUCCAUAAGAGAAUUGACACAGAGGACGUCUUUCGUCUGAUGUCUUGUUCGACAGAGAAGUUCCAUCCAUUAUUUGGUUCUGUUCGUAUUUUUCCAAAUGCCUUAAACAGUAUUAAUACUAUUGAUCAUGUAUAUAGCUUUUAUGAUGAUAUAACAAAUCGAUAUGAUAACGUAAAGGCACUAUGAAACAAUUAUACGUACCUAUAUACACUUGUCAGGUACCUAUAUUCACUAGUCAGAAGUAUGUUAAGUACCUAUAUCAUUUCAUCAGUAUGAUGUAAAGGUAUGUUACAUACUACUGACAAGUGUAUAUAGGUACUUUACAUACCACUGACAAGUGUAUAUAGGUACUUUACAUACAUCUGACAAGGGUAUAUAGGUACACUACACUCUACUGACAAGUGUCUUUGAACACCAAAAUGCAUGUGUUAUGUGGGAGAAGUUGAAAGCCAAGUUGUAUUAAAUUAUGUGGACGUAACUGGUUUGAUUUCUCAGGUUGGUACUGUGUGAACCCCAUAUUUGCCGUCACUCAGGAGUGGUGACAUGCUCUUUUGCCCCCAACCACACACCCCACUCACUCACUCACUCGUCUUUGGAAAGUUGAAAUGCAUACAUCUACUACUGUCGCGGUAUGAAAUUGUUUGGUGAUAUAUACUAAAGGAAAAAGGGACUGUACAUAA
Messenger RNA from Haliotis rubra (blacklip abalone), 2223 nucleotides. Its product is annotated as glycoprotein-N-acetylgalactosamine 3-beta-galactosyltransferase 1-like. Lineage: Eukaryota; Metazoa; Mollusca; Gastropoda; Lepetellida; Haliotidae. Gene Ontology annotation, molecular function: N-acetylgalactosaminide beta-1,3-galactosyltransferase activity. The record is from RefSeq and is a predicted model, not a curated record. The coding region runs from base 448 to 1551 and encodes 367 amino acids. Gene Ontology annotation, cellular component: membrane. The transcript has 3 exons.